UCGGUUCAGUCGCGUGUGUGCAACGCUUCGAGUCGGUGGUCGCUGGUCGGCGGUUCGCGACUAUAUAGUGGGUCUAUCAUGUGAUUAAAAUCGGUCCGGCAGCUGAGAAGACAACAUCUGUAUUCGCGCACGUAUCGGCAUCGCUAUAGCUAUUGACUCACCGCGACCGCCGGACAGUGGGAUAGACUGUUUUCGGGGGCGGUACGAUGGCGCUGCUUGCCUCGCUCUUUCUUCUCGUCACGCUGGCCAACUCAGCUCGGGCCAUUACCUGCUACGAAUGUGAUUCCGUCAAUAAUCCAGGGUGUGGGGAGCAGUUUUCUGGCGAUGACAUAUCCACGACGGAUUGCGAUAUGGUGGCGAACACGCAAACCCUGGGAGCGGAGCCCACUUGCCUUACAAAGUACCACGAAGGAAUGCCCGGAGACACCCGCUUUGUGAGGCGCUCCUGCUACUUUGGCGACUCCUCCCCGAUAAGCAUUAAUUGCGAUGACGGACCAGAUCCUGUUGUGCCGUCAAUGAAUUUCCUGGGAUGUACACUCUGCAGCACGGAUCUGUGCAAUACAGCACCAGGAACAAGCGCAAUACCAAUGGCAAAAGUCCUUACAGCACUUGGUCUGCUUAUCCUACUUUCGAACUAAGAAAUAUGAGAAGCGCAUAAUAAAGCGUCUUUUUUCAAUGUAUCCUAUUACCCAAUAUAUACUCCAGUAUUGUAUAGACGAUUGAUGUACCCUUAUGACGAACUAACUAACAGACCUACUUCUUUAAUUAAAACCACCUUUACCCGAGGUCUCUGAAA
Messenger RNA from Drosophila biarmipes, 796 nucleotides. RefSeq lists its product as uncharacterized. Lineage: Eukaryota; Metazoa; Arthropoda; Insecta; Diptera; Drosophilidae. The record is from RefSeq and is a predicted model, not a curated record. Gene Ontology annotation, biological process: sleep; regulation of synaptic transmission, cholinergic; positive regulation of voltage-gated potassium channel activity. Bases 207 to 638 code for a protein of 143 amino acids. The transcript is spliced from 3 exons.